Elephantulus edwardii (Cape elephant shrew) is the source of this 723-nucleotide messenger RNA. It is a transcript of the gene TFPI2, whose product is annotated as tissue factor pathway inhibitor 2. Gene Ontology annotation, cellular component: extracellular region. The transcript has 5 exons. Lineage: Eukaryota; Metazoa; Chordata; Mammalia; Macroscelidea; Macroscelididae. Gene Ontology annotation, biological process: negative regulation of peptidase activity. Gene Ontology annotation, molecular function: serine-type endopeptidase inhibitor activity. The record is from RefSeq and is a predicted model, not a curated record. The coding region runs from base 1 to 723 and encodes 240 amino acids.
AUGGACCCUGCUGGCCUUGCUCGGCUGCUGAUACUGCCACUGCUCCUGCUGGGAACUGCCGCCCAGAUACCUGCAGGCAAGAGCUUGGAGAUCUGCCUCUUGCCCCCGGACGAUGGACCCUGUCGAGCCCUGAUCCCCAGUUACUACUAUGACAGGUACUCCCAGAGCUGCCGCCGAUUCAUGUACGGGGGCUGCGAGGGCAACGCCAACAAUUUCGAUACUCGCGAGGACUGCAAAAAAGCUUGCUCCCACAUCCAGAAAGUUCCCCAGAUCUGCCGAAGGGAAGUUAGUGAGAUAACGUGUGACAAUCCCAGAGAGGUAUAUUUCUUUAACCUAAGUUCCAUGAAAUGUGAAAAAUUGCUCUCUGGAGGUUGUCUCACGAAUGGGAACCAGUUCCCAGAUGAAGCUUCCUGCAUGACAUUCUGUACACCAAAGAGAAAGCCAUCAUUUUGCUACAGUCCCAAAGAUGAGGGACUCUGCUCAGCCAAUGUGACUCGUUACUAUUAUAACAUAAAUCACAAAGUCUGCGAGACCUUCUCCUAUACUGGCUGUGGAGGAAAUGACAACAACUUUGUUCGCCUAGAGGAUUGUGAAAGAGCAUGCAGAAAAGCCUCAAAGAAUGAAAAGAGUAGAAAGGUACAAAAGCUUCUCAAUGCCACUGGACCUCAGAAAACAAACAAAAAAAAACCCAAACCCUGUUUGAAUGAUUUUUCUUGUAUGUAA